Molecule: messenger RNA, 1656 nt
Organism: Adineta steineri
Lineage: Eukaryota; Metazoa; Rotifera; Eurotatoria; Adinetida; Adinetidae
Source: the annotation of a GenBank genome assembly
AUGGGUAAAAAACAACAUCAACAAGAUAAACUUUAUCUUACAACAACCGAAUGGAAAAAUUCUUUUGGUGGAUUUAAAGGAGCAACAAAAGCGAAUGCUGAUUUUCGUCGUUUACCAUUUAAUUGUUGUAGUAUUUCAUUUCUACCUGUUGAAAAUCCUUAUUGUACACCUGAUGGUGUCAUAUAUGAUAUUACAUCUAUCGUUCCAUUUCUUAAAAAAUUCGGUCGUCAUCCUGUAACUGGUGAAAAACUUGAAGCUAAACAAUUAGUAAAAUUAAAUUUUCAUAAAAAUGCCAAAGAUGAAAUCCACUGUCCAAUAACAUUUAAAGUUCUUACUGAAAGUUCACAUAUUGUUGCUAUACGACCAUCUGGUAAUGUUUAUAGUUAUGAUGCUAUUGAACGUUUAAAUAUUAAAACAAAUACAUUUACUGAUCUAUUAACAAAUGAACCAUUUACACGUGAUGAUAUAAUUACAAUACAAGAUCCAAAAAAUUUAGAUAAAUUUAAUAUUCAAUCAUUUGCACAUUUAAAAAAUGAAUGGAAAUUAGAUGAUGAAGAUGAAAAAGCACGUCGAAAUGAUUCAAAUUAUUUUUUAAAAUAUAUCAAUAAUGAAACAGCGGCAACACUUGAACAAAUGAAAAGUGGACCAUCAAAAGAAUUUCUUGAAAAAUCUGAAACAAGUAUUUAUUCAAGUAAACAAAUCAAAUCAAGUCAACAACAAUUAGAUCAAACAAAUAUGGCAACAUAUUCAACAGGACGUUUAUCAUCCGCAUUUACAUCAACAUCAAUGGAUCCAGUAACGAAUAUGGAAGCUGCCGUACGUGAUGAAAAUGAAAUACGUUAUACAAGAAUUAAAAAUGGAAAAAAGAAAGGUUAUGCACGUUUAGUAACAAAUGUAGGUGUAAUUAAUAUCGAACUUGAUUGUGAUUUAUGCCCACAAACAUGUGACAAUUUUAUUAAACAUUGCGCAGAUAAAUAUUAUGUUGGAAGUAAAUUUCAUCGUUCAAUUAAAAAUUUUAUUAUUCAAGGUGGUGAUCCAACAGGAACGGGUUCUGGUGGAAAAUCUAUAUGGGGUAAACCAUUUCGUGAUGAAUGUAAUUCAAAAUUACAACAUACUGGACGAGGUAUGUUGAGUAUGGCUAAUUCAGGACCACAUACAAAUAAAUCUCAAUUUUUUUUUACUUAUCGUUCAUGUAAGAGUUUAAAUGGUAAACAUACAGUUUUUGGAAGAAUUGUUGGUGGUAUUGAUACACUUAGUACAAUGGAAGCAAUACCAACUGAUGCUAAAGAUCGACCACAAAGUGAUAUUAUAAUUGAAGAUACAAUUGUAUUUGUUAAUCCAUAUGAUGAAGUUGAUGCACAAUUAAAAUCUGAACGUGAACGACAAGAUAAACGAGAAGCAGAAGAACAAAGAGUGAAUUCUACAGUUCGUUCAGUAAAAUCAACUGCAGUAGCAACAACAACGAAAUCUUCUACUGAUCCACCCGCAAAUCAAGUAUUUCGAUCAGGUGUUGGAAAAUAUAUACCAAAUCAAGUCUAUUCAAGUGCUAAACAAGUUGCAUCAACUACUGAUGACGAUAAUGAAUAUAUACAAAAGAAGAAACGAAAAUUAGCAGCGACUAGUUCAGGUGGAACACUUAAUUUCAAUCAAUGGUGA